GUCACAGUCCCGGCCCUCCGCGCGCCCCUUUCCAGGCAGGGCUUAGUCCCAGAUCUUCCCGUGAGGCUCCUCGCUGCCUCGUGUCAGGCCGCGGGAGCCCAUGGAGGAAAAGGAGGAUAAGCAGCAAGAGCAUAAAAUAGAAGAUGGUGGUAUAGUGUAUGUAACUGGAAAAAAAGAAGAAAUCAAACAACCUGGAAAAAGUAUACAACAUUCAAAACCAUUUGUUGGGAGAGGACGUAUAUAUUAUGCAAAAUUCAUUCAUACAAAUGCAAGAACAUUGAAUGAACCAGUUCCCUACAUAGAUCCCAGAAAAGGGCCAGAAAAGCAGGGUGACUGGUGGUCCCAUGGUAAAAGACUGGAGCAUCCCUUCCAACCACCUUAUGACACUAAGAGCACCCAGAGGAGUGACUUUCAAAAGCCAGCAUGUCCAUUGGUUUUGCCAGUCAAACACAGCAAGUUGCAAAAGCCUUCUUGUGGAAUAGUUCCACUUGCCUCUCCUGAUGCAUCAGCAGAACUUCAAAAGAAUUUUAUAGAACACAUCUCUUUUUUACAUCAAUAUGAUGCUAGGAAAAGUCCCAACGAGCCCAUCCGGGGAAAGCGACAUGGAGCUUUUGUGCAGACAGAGAUAAAACCAGGGAGUAGGCCAAUAAUUCCUACGGGAACAGAGGUAUUACGGAAUGCUCUAGGGUCAUGCUCAUCAGAACAGUCCAAAAAAACAGAGAAAGGAAACUCAGCGGAAAGCAAAAUGAUCUCACCAGGUCUCUGCCGACAAAAUUCCCCAGAGCUGUUAGAGACUGAAACUCACUUAUCAGAAACAGACGUCAGAGAGGCAGCCAAGGCAUGCCCCAGAAGUCCUGAAAGAAAGGAGAAGGUUGCAGACAUCUUCCAAGCAACUGCAGUAAACGCUCUUCUCCCCAGGCAUGAUCAUUUCAAUCCACCAAUAAAAAGUCAGGAUAAGUCAGGAUAAAUUACCUUCUUCAGUUAAAAAUCUAAUCCUUGGGAUGGAGAGGAAUUACGGAAUCACAGAAACCCUCACAGUUGCUUUUUCUGUUAUCAAUAACCUCAAAUUUCAAUUUACAUAAAUGGGAAAAUGAAAAAAAGACAAUUAAAAUGCACCAAAAAUUUAA
Mustela erminea (ermine) is the source of this 1127-nucleotide messenger RNA. It is a transcript of the gene CIMIP6, whose product is annotated as chromosome 7 C2orf73 homolog. Lineage: Eukaryota; Metazoa; Chordata; Mammalia; Carnivora; Mustelidae. The record is from RefSeq and is a predicted model, not a curated record. Bases 101 to 967 code for a protein of 288 amino acids. The transcript has 5 exons.